This is a messenger RNA of Mangifera indica (mango), 3223 nucleotides long. RefSeq lists its product as uncharacterized. Gene Ontology annotation, cellular component: chloroplast outer membrane. The transcript is spliced from 11 exons. The record is from RefSeq and is a predicted model, not a curated record. Gene Ontology annotation, molecular function: chloroplast targeting sequence receptor activity; metal ion binding; RNA binding. Gene Ontology annotation, biological process: protein targeting to chloroplast. Bases 81 to 2879 code for a protein of 932 amino acids. NCBI's taxonomy places the organism in Eukaryota, Viridiplantae, Streptophyta, Magnoliopsida, Sapindales, Anacardiaceae.
GUGAGAAAACAAAAGAGAUAGACGAGUUGGCCUAUGCGAGCGCCGUAGGUGGCAGAGUAGUGGAGUUAGCCGCACUCCUCAUGGUGGCAGCAGAGAGUGUAAACUCGUCGCUUUUGGUGCUACACGACGCCGAUUCGGGGUGCAAAGAGGAAACUACGAUUUACGAGUGCGUGAUCAGGGAGGCCUUGUCAUUGGGCCGCACUACGACUCCGUGUUUGCGGGCUGCCAAACGAAGCAGUGUACCGACGAAGAGUGAGUCUGCCAAGAAGAGGAAACUCCUGCUUUGUGAAAUAGAGUUGCUUCAGCUCUUUGGCGCCGUUUCCUAUAGAAGCUGCACGGACAAGAAGGUGACAUCGCCAUUGAUACUCGCGGCUCAGACAUUCCAUGGCAUGGAGGACGGACGAGUUUUUGUCGCUCGGACUUUUAUAUCCCCCGUUAAACCAAUAAAGAAAAAAUAUAAUCCACGGAAUAAAAAAAAUCUCUUCAGUUUGUUGGAGAGCAAUUUGGACAAAGGGAACUUUUCGUACAGUCAACAGUGUUUUUGGUGCGUACUGUGUAACCAGGGGCUUUAUUUUUCACAGGCUGGAGAUGAAGCUGUGAUGGAGCUACUUCUGAAAUCAAAUAUAGAUGUAAAUGAUAUUGAUGCUGAAGGAAAUACUGCUCUUCAUUUCACUCUCAAGGCAUCUAUGGGCUCGUGUCAACAUGUGCAGCAGAAUAGGAUAGUGGGGCUCCUCCUGAAACAUGGUGCCCGAGUGAACCAAAAAAAUAAGCUGGGGUUAACUGCCGUUCACCUUGCUGCUGCUAGUGGCAAUUUACAGGCACUGGAGGUCCUUCUGUUGGAAGAAGCAGAAUGUAUAAACUCCAAAACAAUAAUGAAGGAAACCCCACUUUUUUUUGCCGCUAAGAAUGAUCAUUUGGACUGUGCUGAGCUCCUUUUGAGUCAGGGAGCCAACAGUGAAGUCCUAAAUUUGCGGAGAGAGAGACCAAUAGACUUGGCAGUGUCGCAAGACAUGCGUUUUUUGCUUAAUGCAGCCAAUAUUUGUCACAGGAACCGUGCUUUGGCCACCCAGCAGAAAUAUAAUGCUCUGGAAGGAGAUGAAAUUUCAGAAACUUGUGAAGUGCUACUGUCCAUGAAUGAAGAAGGCAGCGAUUUCGAUAGAAUCUGCUCGAAUAUGAAGAUCGAGAUUUGUAAGUAUUUUGAAUCUCCUAGUGGAUGCGUCAGAGGAGCCAAGUGUUUUUAUGCUCACGGAGUUCAGGAGCUUGGGAAGACGAAACCUGGAGUGAGCUGGAUUCAUUCUGCCACAGCCGAGGACUUCAAACGUAAAAUUUUUGUAGGAGGCCUUCCUCUAACGGUGGACUCUGACUCAUUGAGGGAGUUUUUUGAAGAGCAUUUUGGGCCAGUUGAAGAUGCCAGAGUUGCAGGAUUUCAAACGGGAAAGCAGAUACAGUCUCGAGGAUUUGGCUUCGUAACCUUUGUACAUGAAGAAUCUGUUUCUGAGGCUGUUGAAGCCCGCUAUGUAACCAUUAUGGGCAAGAAAGUUGAGAUUAAAAGUGCUAUCCCAAAAUUUCUUGUGCUUGCUGAGCUGCAGAAACAAGCAGCUCAACGGCGAGAAGCAAAUAAUAAGGACCAGUCUCAACUACAGGCACUGACGCCAGAUAAGAAGACUACAGAAGAAAUGUCUGCCCGAAAGAUUGAAGAGGAGAUACCCACUAGGAAGAGCGUAGAAGAGAUGCCAUGUAGGGAGACAUUAGUCGAGGAAAAACCUGAACAACAAUCUUGGGCUGAUAGAUUGCUUCUUUGUCAGCCAAUGACAAGUGCCACUGAGUCUCAAGCAGAUGUCAGCACCCCUUCUGGGGACCAAAACAUGCCCAAAUGGCUCAGGAUUUUCAAAAAGUGGCUCCCUCGCUUCUUACAACAUGUGUAUAAGUUUCCCAUUGAAGGAGAAUAUGCUCUCUCAUCUCUGAAAGCAGAUUUCAAGGCUGCUUUUCAACUAGAAAUGGAUCAUGCCUCUCUCGGGUAUCCAAAACUCAGUGACUUUGUGAGGACCUUCCCCGAUAUUUGCACCGUGAAGUCUGGGACUUUGAGUAACAAUAGAUCUCCUAAUCACAUGGUGCUGCUGCCUAGCAGCAUACCUAAGCCAAAACUGGAAGUUCUCCAGCAACUGAAAAAGCACCACCCGUCCUUCCCAGAAAAAUCAAUUGGUGACAGUGAUGACAGUGAUUCAUGUGAUUCCAAGUCACCUCAGGACCUUCCGUUGGGAUCUAGCGCAUCCACUGGCUUAACGACUAGAGGUAUCGAGGGAAAUUCAUCCCAUGAGGUCACUGAAGAUAGCACAGCCACAUCACGGAGAGAAAAUUCAGCACAUAGAAGUACAUCAUCUAGUGUGCCCCAAAUGUUUGCCCGGUUUACAAAUCCAGACAUGUUCUCUGUUUCCCAGAUAGCGUCAAAUCAGGGAGCUGAUGAAGGUUCAAGAGAUCAGAAUGACGGAAGAAGAUGGAUGGAGCCAUCCGCAGGAAUAAGGCUUAUGCUUCGCAACAGGCAUUUGGUUUUGCAGUGGCUAGCUAUAAAAAGAAAGAACACGUCAGUUUUCUUUCUUCGGGAGUUUGAUUUCUACCCUAAGUACAUGGCAAACCUUCGCCACGUAUUAUGCUUUGGCUGCAACUGGCAAAAGAUGAUGUGGGGGAACUUCCCCUGUAAACACUUGCUGUGGUGUGGUAAUUGUAAACAAGAAGUUGAACAAAUUGGCAGAUUCGAUCACAAAUGUGUGGUGUGCGAUAUGGAAGUGCACAAAAUGAAUUUAGUCAUCCCAAAAUUUGACGAGUUCCCUCCGUUGUACAAUUCUAAUAGACCAAAUCUAGAUAGAAGAAAUUUCCCAUGACAUGCCCAUGGAUAUAUUACUGUGAAGCACAAUAUAUGAAAAAGUCUAGGAAGGAAGUGGGUGUAGUGGAUGAAGAUGCCGCACCCAAAAGUAGAAAAGAAUAUGGGAGCUGGUGGUAAAUCUCCUCCCCAACAAAAAUUGCAGAAACUCGUAUUCAUAUAUUUUGUGGUGAAACAGAGGAGCCAGAAAUCUGUAAGUAUGCUAGUCUCAGGCAACCUUUCAACUAGUCUCACCAUUUAUCGAUUUCUUUUGCUGUUUUCAGAAAAAAAAAAAAAAGAAUGGUAACGUAGAUUGAUGAAAUAUAGUUGUCCAGAAUACUUUGCAUAAUUCUGUAGAAUCUGUCU